ACCCCUCCUUCCUUUUAAAAUCUAAUCAGCUGUUUGUCUAUUUAAUUUAAAAAGAAUGUUUAAAAAGUUUUUAUUAAUUACCUGUAGAAAGAUUUUACGAAUCGGCUAGUGACAGUACUCUUUAAAGACUUGAAGACAAUUAACAAAGAGUUUGCUGUUUUUCUAAAAAUUUAAAAGGUACCAUUCUAGAACGUAGAUAUCUCAAGAAAAAUAACUGGUAAUCAUGCAGGGAAUAAUUGAUUUAAACAUUGCCAGUGAUAUCGUUGAUCUUGAACGUUUGGCCCAAACUAAAGAUGUACUGAAAGUGAAAAACCCACAAGUUAUUGAAAAGGUAAUGAAAAACAUCUACACAGAAAUUUCCAAAUCGUCAUUAAACCAAGAAAAAUGUUACAUACUUUGCUUACGCUAUCGGCACGCUGUAAAUAGACUAUGCCAAAUAGGAGACAGGAAAUUUGUUAUGAUAAAAUAUGAGCAUGAACUUUCAAGAGUCGAGGACAAAAUUGAAGAAUUAAGACCAAUUUUAAUAUCCAGAUAUGAAGAACAUCGAAGGAAAAAACAGAAAGAGUCAAUAAUAUAUGUCCAACCAGAGACUCCAGCUAGUAAUUAUGUAAACGGAGACUCACCUCUAUUUUCUAGUGAAUUUAUAUCAGCAAAGCAAUUAUAUGAAGCAAUAAUCAACAAGAUGAACAUCCUGGUUGUUGAUAUUCGACCUACCAAUGAGUUUGAGGAGUCCAAAAUUAAAUUCGAAAACAUUAUUAAUGUACCAGAAGAUGUAUUAGGCCCAGGACUAUCUGCAAAUGUCAUACAAACCAAGCUGAAAGACGAUGCUCAGAAUAUAUGGAACAAAAGAGACAGUUAUCUUAUUAUUGUGUUUCUUGAUUGGAAUUCCAGUUCUGAGAAUGUAACCAGUACGAAACUGAGCUUUCUAAAAGCGUCUAUAACAGAGUGGGACAUCAACCGUAACUAUAAACAAGCCCCAGUAAUUCUAGACGGUGGUUUUCGAGGGUUUUUGGAGAGCUAUCCAAUUUCAGUGUCCAAUGUUAACGUGAAUUUUGUAAGACACAAUGAAGACAUUGAUGAACUAUUAGAACUGGAAAAUAUCUCAUAUCCUGAAGAAAACACUGGUGUGAUGCAAUUGAAGCACUUCACAAUUCAGGAACUUGAAGAUUCAGUUAAUAAUGAAGAAUCGGAAGAAGAACCUGAAGAGUUACCCAAGAAAAUUAAUAACAUUGAAGAAAUUGAGAAGAAAAACAUAGAAAAAGAUAUAGAUAUAGGGCCUAAAGGUGGUGGAUCAGCAGUUGAUAAAAUGCCUUCAGAUAUAACCAAAGAUGAGACGACACCAGAUAUAAUCCGAAAUAAAAUUGAGGAACACAGAAUGAGGUUACUGAAUGAAGCGAGAAACAAGAAAAAUAAAAUGGUCGGUGGGAAGGCAAAAGGCUCUGAAGGUGACUCAUCAGGUUCUGAAUCAAAAACCAAACUUCCUCCUCCGAUCAGGAGGGAAACUAAACCUAAAAAACCCAUGCAAGUCUUUGGUGGAUGGUGCGGUCUAGUAAACAUUAAAAAUACUUGCUACAUGAACACGGUAUUGCAGUGCUUAAAGUGUAUUCCCAUUAUCAGGAGUAUAUUGCUGGCGAAUUUCGUUAAUCACGUCACUAGAAGACCUCCAGAAAUUAUCCUUGAAUUUGCCAGUGUUGUUAGAGCUCUUUGCGAAGGAACUGAGUACGAUAAAAAAGUAUACAGACCAACUAGUUUUUAUGAUGUAGUUUGCAAGUUAGAUCCGGUAUAUAAGAAAGGAAAUCAUGAAGAUUGCAUGGAGUUCUUUCUGUUUCUUUUAAAUCACCUUAAUGACGAUUGUGCUCAGGAUAUAACAACAAAAGUUAUGAGUGAAAGAGAGAAGUCUUGGUACUCUCACCUACAGGGUAGGACCUCUUUCUGGGUGGAUUUGUUUUACCAUCAGUUUCAAUGUACAAAAAUAUGUCAGGUGUGUCACUUGCAAGCUGUUUCAUAUGAAACCGAUAAUACAUUAAUGUUAUCUGUCCCAUACCGCGCGACCUUGAGGAUGGUACAUUUAAAAGAAUUAAUCCAUGAAUACAUGGAGGACAAUCAGAUAUUGGACUAUAAAUGUUCAAGAUGUCAAAACAUGAAGGUGAUAAACCGAAAAAACAUCAUAGUUGAACCAGAAAUCCUAGUUAUCGUCUUAAAAAGGUACUACCAAGACGAAUACCAAGAAACAAGGAAAAAUAACGUUUGUGUGAAUUUUGACUUGUCUUUUCAGUUUGGAAAGUGCUUUUACAAGUUGUAUUCAGUUGCUCAGCAUAGAGGUACGAUGGAUCAUGGUCACUACUACGGACAUGGGAUUCUAAGCGAUAAUACCUGGGCAGAGUUCAAUGAUGAGAGAACCACGAGGUUUGAGAAAGACUGGGAUAGUAUAAGAGGUUCUGUAUGUGCCUUCUUUUACUGUAAGGAGAAUAGAAAUACUUCGAAAAUGUGAUUUUUAGCGAAUAGAUUAAAAUAAGGUUUAGUUUUAAUUUGUUUUUAAUGUUUCAACGCAGCUAUUAUUAAUCCAUUCCAAGUUUUUUGAUUUUUUUUUUAUAAAAAUAAUGGUGCUUGAAAGUUAUAAAGACAGUAGUAGACAAAUGUAAAUAAAAAUAAGUACUAGAUAAAUAUAAAAAAAGGUAAAUUUAUUAUAAUUCGCAGUUAACCUUUUGUUGUAAAUAACAAUAAUACCUAAAUAAAGUUAUUGUUAUUAGGGAUAAAUGAAAACUAUAUAUUUAUUAAAAUGUUUAUAUUGUAAUAAAAAGUUUCUUGUAUUUUCAUGAUUUUAAACUUUUACAUAAAGAACUAUUAGUAAGUA
Messenger RNA from Sitophilus oryzae (rice weevil), 2854 nucleotides. RefSeq names its product ubiquitin carboxyl-terminal hydrolase 8-like. Lineage: Eukaryota; Metazoa; Arthropoda; Insecta; Coleoptera; Curculionidae. The transcript has a single exon. Gene Ontology annotation, molecular function: cysteine-type deubiquitinase activity. Gene Ontology annotation, cellular component: cytoplasm. The coding region runs from base 224 to 2491 and encodes 755 amino acids. The record is from RefSeq and is a predicted model, not a curated record. Gene Ontology annotation, biological process: protein deubiquitination.